CUUCCUGUGUGGCUGCAGAUGACAAAACCCCAUAAGAAGGACCCAGCCUCCGAGUGGCCACACCCUGUGUCUCUGUCCUGCCAGCACCGAGGGCUCAUCCAUCUGCAGAGCAGGGCAGUGGGAGGAGACGCCAUGAUCCCCAUCCUCACGGUCCUGAUCUGUCUCGGGCUGAGUCUGGGCUGGAGGACCUGUGUGCAGGCAGGCACCCUCCCCAAACCCACCCUCUGGGCUGAGCCAGACUCUGUGAUCACCCAGGGGAGUCCCGUGACCCUCAGGUGUCAGGGGACCCUGGAGACCCAGGAGUACCGUCUAUAUAGAGAAGAAAAAACAGCACCCUGGAUUACACGGAUCCCACAGGAGCUUGUGAAGAAGGGCCAGUUCCCCAUCCCAUCCACCACCUGGGAGCACGCAGGGCGGUAUCGCUGUAUCUAUGGUAGCCACACGGCAGGCUGGUCAGAGCGCAGUGACCCCCUGGAGCUGGUGGUGACAGGAGCCUACAGAAAACCCAUCCUCUCAGCCCUGCCCAGCCCUGUGGUGGCCUCAGGAGGGAGCGUGACCCUCCAGUGUGACUCACGGGUGGCAUUUGACGGCUUCAUUCUGUGUAAGGAAGGAGAAGAUGAACACCCACAAUGCCUGAUCUCCCAGCCCCGUACCCAUGGGUCAUCCCGGGCCGUCUUCUCCGUGGGCCCCGUGAGCCCGAGUCGCAGGUGGUCGUACCGGUGCUAUAGUUAUGACUCACACUCUCCCUAUGUGUGGUCUUUACCCAGUGAUGUCCUGGAGCUCCUGGUCCCAGGCGUUUCUAAGAAGCCGUCACUCUCAGUGCAGCCGGGUCCUGUCGUGGCCCCUGGGGAGAAGCUGAUCCUCCAGUGUGGCUCUAACGUCGGCUAUGACAGAUUCGCUCUGUACAAGGAGUGGGGACGUGACUUCCUCCAGCGCCCUGGCCGGCAGCCCCAGGCUGGGCUCUCCCAGGCCAACUUCCCCCUGGGCCCUGUGAGCCGCUCCUACGGGGGCCAGUACAGAUGCUCCGGUGCACACAACCUCUCCUCCGAGUGGUCGGCCCCCAGUGACCCCCUGGACAUCCUGAUCUCAGGACAGAUUCGUGCCAGACCCUUCCUCUCAGUGCAGCCGGGCUCCACGGUGGCCUCAGGAGAGAACGUGACCCUGCUGUGUCAGUCACAGGGAUGGAUGCACACUUUCCUUCUGACCAAGGAGGGAGCAGCUGAUCCCCCUCUGCGUCUAAAAUCAAAGCGCCGGUCUCAUAAGUACCAGGCUGAAUUUCCCAUGAGUCCUGUGACCUCAGCCCACGUGGGGACCUACAGGUGCUACGGCUCACUCAGCUCCAACCCCUACCUGCUGACUCACCCCAGUGACCCCCUGGAGCUCGUGGUCUCAGGAGCAGCUGAGACCUUCAGCCCACCACAAACCAAGUCCGACUCCAAGGCCGGUGAGUGAGGAGAUGCUCGCGGUGAAGACGCUGGGCGCAGUGGGUCAGGUCCUGUCAAGGGGAGCUGGGUGUCCUGAGUGGACAUUUGAACAAUUAUAUUCAUUCCAACUUAAAGAAUUAUUCAACACCUUUAACAACUUAUAAGUGAAGUACUUUAUUCUUUCAUAUUUUAAAAAUAAAAGGUAAUUAUCCAUGAGAAAGCUGAGUUUGAGUAUAUUCAUUGUGUUUCGUGCUAACUCACUACCAAAUGACCCCAUUCUCACUGCUUUUCUAGGGAUCUCUUCUAAUUUCCUGAUAAAAUUUAUACAAACCACGAGACAAUGGAAAUUUUACUUCUUUAUUUCUAUAUUGUGUGCCAAUAUUUCUCACUUUAAAUAUCAACAUGUAUGUAACUACGUCUUAAAUAAAUAUCUAAAGCUUUAUAUCUAUA
Mandrillus leucophaeus (drill) is the source of this 1874-nucleotide messenger RNA. Its product is annotated as leukocyte immunoglobulin-like receptor subfamily A member 3. The record is from RefSeq and is a predicted model, not a curated record. Lineage: Eukaryota; Metazoa; Chordata; Mammalia; Primates; Cercopithecidae. The coding region runs from base 19 to 1452 and encodes 477 amino acids. Gene Ontology annotation, biological process: cytokine-mediated signaling pathway. The transcript has 7 exons. Gene Ontology annotation, molecular function: inhibitory MHC class I receptor activity.